AUGAUCAACAGCAGUCAAUCAACCCCAAACUAUUUUCUACUCACUGGUUUCCCUGGUCUAGAGGGCCUGUAUCCCUGGUUCAUCUUCCCAUUCUGUUCCACAUAUCUUGUGGCCCUUGCGGGCAACAGCCUGAUCUUGACAGUGAUCAAGAAAAACACCUCUCUCCACCAGCCAAUGUACUUCUUCCUCGCUAUGCUGGCCUUUGCUGAGCUUGGUGUUUCGGCCUCAACACUGCCCACAGUGCUGAGCAUCUUCCUUUUUGGUGCCAAUGAGAUCUGCUUUGAAGCCUGCCUUCUGCAGAUGUUCUUCAUACAUUCUUUUUCUAUCAUGGAGUCAGGAGUUCUGCUGGCUAUGUCUGUAGACCGCUUUGUGGCCAUCUACAACCCACUGAGGUAUACUAGCAUCUUGACCUUGUCCCGUAUUGCUUGCACUGCUGCUGCCCUUGGACUGAAGAGUGUGAUGCUCAUGUUCCCACUGCCCUUCCUCCUAAAGCGUCUGCCCUUCUGUGGCCACAACACUCUCUCCCAUUCUUAUUGUCUACAUUCAGAUCUGAUCCAGCUGCCUUGUGGGGACACUCGUCCCAACAGCAUUCUGGGGCUCUGCAUCGUCACUUCAACUUUUGGCCUGGACUCAUUGCUCAUUGUGGUCUCUUAUGUGUUGAUCCUCCACACGGUGCUGGGCAUUACCUCUGGGGAAGGACGGCAGAAGGCCCUCAACACGUGUGUGUCACAUAUCUGUGCGGUGCUUGUGUAUUAUGUGCCCAUGAUCAGUGUGGCUCUGGUGCACCGCUUCAUGAAGCAUGCUGCACCUGCUCUCCGUCUACUCCUGGCCAAUGUCUACCUUCUGGUGCCUCCCGUACUCAAUCCUAUCAUCUACAGUGUUAAGACCAAGCAGAUUCGCCAGGGGUUGAUACGACUCUUCCUUCAAAGAAAAUAUUAA
Molecule: messenger RNA, 939 nt
Organism: Orycteropus afer afer
Lineage: Eukaryota; Metazoa; Chordata; Mammalia; Tubulidentata; Orycteropodidae
Product: olfactory receptor 51I2-like
Exons: 1
Coding region: 1-939 (312 amino acids)
Biological process (GO): G protein-coupled receptor signaling pathway
Cellular component (GO): membrane
Molecular function (GO): olfactory receptor activity; G protein-coupled receptor activity
Source: RefSeq, a predicted model, not a curated record